Aplosporella prunicola CBS 121167 is the source of this 623-nucleotide messenger RNA. RefSeq lists its product as uncharacterized. Bases 43 to 441 code for a protein of 132 amino acids. The transcript has a single exon. Lineage: Eukaryota; Fungi; Ascomycota; Dothideomycetes; Botryosphaeriales; Aplosporellaceae. The record is from RefSeq and is a predicted model, not a curated record.
CCUGAUUGCCUGCUGGCGGGAUCGCUGUCGCUGCUGUGGAAUAUGUCAUUUAUCAAUUGCCUCCUCAAUCUUUACCUAGCCUGUACCCCGCUCGCCGCUCCGAACUACGCCGCUCAAGUUUUGCUGUGUAGACCGACAAGGCGGAUACAAACACCAAUAUUAGGACGGAGGGGCCUAGGGACCAAUUAUACGGUUUCCAGUGGAGGCUACGAACUUGUGCCUUGUGAGGAGGGCUUAAGGAGUGAUAAAUCCCCGGAAGCGUUGAUUGGGAAGGGAAUAAGUUAUAUGCCUAGGGAUACGCCGCACAAUUGGCUGACUUGGGCUUUACAAAUGUCAUGUUGUGGAGACGGAGGCGCGUUUUUGGCUUUGCUGCCUGUAUCCCUUCGCAUGUCGCCGGCCACUGUCUUACAGGCUGCCAAGACGCCUUUCCUGGUUAUAUAACGUCUUUCACCGGGAACCGAGAUCCACAGCUUAGCAAGACAGGAGACGAUACAAGCAGUCCCUACAGAGUACACCUUGCCUAGGUCCUAGCCCGAGUCCCGGAUAUGGAUGGAAUGGUUCUGCUCCAUGCAAGUAUCACGAGGAGGCAUAGGCUCUAACGGCGCUAGCAGGGGAGGGGGGUC